Molecule: messenger RNA, 927 nt
Organism: Sipha flava (yellow sugarcane aphid)
Lineage: Eukaryota; Metazoa; Arthropoda; Insecta; Hemiptera; Aphididae
Product: kynurenine formamidase-like
Exons: 3
Coding region: 139-906 (255 amino acids)
Molecular function (GO): arylformamidase activity
Source: RefSeq, a predicted model, not a curated record
AUCAAUUUAUUAAUUUAUUAUGUUAUGUUAGCCAGUGCCUAUACAACUACUAAGAUAAAGAGAAACAUUAUAUUUUAAAUUUGUUAACAAAUUAAGCAUUUUGGUAAUUUUUUAGUGCGAGUAUAAUCAUAUACUAUUAUGUGUACUUGGUACUUUUUGAUUUCAGUAAUAUUUUUGUUGGGUAAAGUUAACAGCGCUGUAUUGGAUUUGAGUCAUGGCUAUCAAAAUCAAGCCUCGUGUUGGUUUCCGUCACAGUUAUUCGAGAUUUUCGGGAUAAUGAAGUCGACAGACAUUAAUAAUUGGUACAUAUCAGAGAGUUUUAUGACAUCUGAACAUUGUGGCACACAUCUGGAUGCCCCUUUUCACUUUAAUCAUGACGGUUGGAAAUUGGGAGAAAUUCCAUUGGAACGUUUAAUUAUUGAAGGUGUGCAUCUAAACGUCAGUCAAGAAGUGAAUGAAAAUGCUGACUUUUUACUAACUGCUGAUCAUUUGAAACAAUGGGAACAAGUCAAUGGCCCGCUACCAAACCGCUGUGUAAUACUAGUGAAUUUUGGUUGGGCUCAUAAGUUUAGCAAUCGUAAAUUGUACUAUAACAACGGUACAGAGGUUUCUUCGUUGAUAAGAUUUCCAGGAUUGUCUAAAGACGCAGCACAAUGGAUUGUCGAUUCCGGAAAAGUGUAUGGCUUAGGAGUAGAUGGCCCUAGCGUUGAUCCAGGCAAUUCCAAGUCUUACGAUGUACAUCGAAUACUUUCAAAAGCUAAUAUUUAUAAUCUUGAAAACGUAGCUUUGAAUGGCACGAUAUUACCGUCGAAAGGAUUCAAACUAAUUAUCCAGCCAAUUAAGAUUAUGGAAGGUACGGGUGCACCUUGUCGAAUUUUAGCUUUCACGAAAAAUACAUUUGAAUAAAACUAUGAUUUUCAUUUUUUA